AUAGGCGAAAACUUUAUGUUUGGAUCUUGCUGUUGACCAGAACUGUGCAAAGGGGACGAGAACGAGCAAUAGCAAAAGAAACUGGGAAUGAGUACACUUGUAAGGUCCAUGAGGCCUUGCGAGCCGUUUAGAUGAGAAGUUGAAACUGCUCAGUAAGCAGAACAACCAAAAGAGUAAAUUGACGAAAACGUACACCACUUAACAGGUCUUUCAGCUGUUUAAAAAUAUGGCUCCAAGAGGAUAUUUUACCACAGGAAGUCUUUCAGCAUUCAUUUUCCUCGGAAUAAUCAGAGGAACUUUCUCUGUGGCGAUUCACUUUGCGGUUCAUUCUUACAAAUCACCGAGCCUCGUAUUUCUUCUUCGAACACCAGGGACUGUGGCACUGUAUUUUGUUUUUAUGGUUUUCCUUUCUAGUAGAGACAGCGAAGGCAAGGAAAUAUUCCGCAACAACUUCAGAACUGCAAAAAAUUACUGGAGGUUUGCUGUGAUGGGUUUUGUACAGCUUGCUGCUCCAUACAUGUUAUUUAUGUAUGGACUGAAAGUGUUAAAUCCUUCAACCGGUGGUGUAUUCAUGGCGGCCGCUCCAUGGCUGUCUAUUUUGUUAGAGCGAUUGCCUUUUCUUAGGACUGGUUAUCCAGUACCCACAAGCAAGUUUGCUGCAAUUGCUGUUGGCUGUGUGGGUAUCAUCCUUGUCUCUGUUUCAGGCAUUGGCUUAGCAGCAGAAAGUGAGGGUCACUGUGGUUAUAAAGAUGUACCAACACCUGAUACAAAUGAAACUUCAGUGAUGGAAGUCAGCAAAAGAAUUAUGAACACUACUAAUGUAACAGAUGCCACUGUAAGGAAACAAUAUUGUACUCCGUUCACAGCUACAGAGCUAGCAACAGCUUUGCUGGCUCUCAUUGGUGGAUCGUUGAUGUGGUCUAUUAGUUCAAUAUUUUGGCGUUCUAACCGAGGGAACAUUCAUUAUGUCAGUGGUGGUGUUGGAAACAAUAUAUUUGGUGGAUGCUUUGCCCUUCUCCUGUUUCUAAUACUGCAGCGAUUUGAGGAAAUUGAUCAGGUACAGUUGUACAGUGUAUGUGGUAAUAAUUGUAAUUUGUGGCUUUCUCAGGAACGUAAUUCUCGCAAAUUACUUUUUUUCAGAAGAUUGGACAAAAGAAAACAGAAAUCAUUUUUCCUUUAAGCUCAACUGACAAUUUCACUUCAUUGUCAUGAAAGUGGCCUGAAAAACACCAAUGUCGUUUUGUUUAACUUGCACUGUGGUGUGCAGUGCUGUAUUUUAUUGAAGUACCUUGUUCAGUCCAUACUGGGGAACAUUGAUCUCUUACUGUGUUUUGCAAGUUGAAGGUUGUUGCCAGCAGGUCAGUCGAUAACCUUGAAAUUAAGACUUUAAGCAAUGCUACUCCAAUAUGGAUCCCUCACUAGUUUGGUAACAUGUACACAUGCUAGUUAUGCAAUGCUUUCUAUUGGUAUACCAUGGGAUAUUCCACGAGUCACCUGCAGUUUCUUGGUACACACACAAGCCCAAACCAGGA
This is a messenger RNA of Orbicella faveolata, 1532 nucleotides long. RefSeq lists its product as uncharacterized. Lineage: Eukaryota; Metazoa; Cnidaria; Anthozoa; Scleractinia; Merulinidae. Gene Ontology annotation, cellular component: membrane. The record is from RefSeq and is a predicted model, not a curated record.